Molecule: messenger RNA, 1659 nt
Organism: Ostrinia furnacalis (Asian corn borer)
Lineage: Eukaryota; Metazoa; Arthropoda; Insecta; Lepidoptera; Crambidae
Gene: Paics
Product: PAICS bifunctional enzyme
Exons: 8
Coding region: 151-1422 (423 amino acids)
Biological process (GO): 'de novo' IMP biosynthetic process
Cellular component (GO): cytosol
Molecular function (GO): phosphoribosylaminoimidazolesuccinocarboxamide synthase activity
Source: RefSeq, a predicted model, not a curated record
CAGAAGUCGCCGGCCGUGUGCGUAGUUGGAGCACGUGGUAACGUCGCUCAGAUGCUGGAUCAAAACUUUAUAAAAGGCCCUCGCUGAGCGGUAGACCCAUCGCGCGACGAAAAAGCUUGAUACGUCCCGGUUUCAACAAAGCAAAUCACAAUGGCUCACCCGAAAAAAGUUGGAGAUUAUGAACUUGGAAAACUUAUCAUUGAGGGUAAAACCAAACAAGUUUUUGAAUUGGUCAAAUACCCCGAACAUUGCCUGCUCCUGAACAAAGAUAGAAUCACAGCUGGGGAUGGCGUUAAGGCUCAUGACUUGGAAGGAAAGGCGGCUAUAUCCAACCAAACCAACGCUAAGGUCUUUGAAAUCUUGAAGGCAGCCGGUAUCAAAACUGCUUUCGAAAAGAUCGCUUCACCAACUGCAUUCGUUUCAAAGAAAUGCGAAAUGGUUCCGAUUGAAUGGGUGACUCGUCGUCUAGCAACUGGUUCAUUUCUGAAGAGAAACCCUGGAGUCCCGGAAGGAUUCCGUUUCACACCGCCUAAACAGGAGACAUUCUUCAAAGACGAUGCCAACCAUGACCCACAAUGGUCUGAGGAGCAAAUCGUUUGUGCUAAGUUCAAAAUUAACGGUCUUGAGAUUGGUCAAGAUGAGGUCGAUUACAUGAGAAAGGCCACUAUCCUAGUUUUUGAAAUUUUGGAAAAGGCAUGGGCACUUCGUGACUGCGCGCUUAUUGACAUGAAGAUUGAAUUUGGUGUAGACAAUAAAGGAAAUAUCUUGCUUGCUGAUGUUAUCGACUCUGAUUCCUGGAGACUUUGGCCUUCUGGUGACAAGAGGUUGAUGGUUGACAAACAGGUGUAUAGGAACUUAACUACAGUGACCGCAGCCGAUCUAGACACCGUGAAGCGUAACUUUGAUUGGGUAAAAGAUCAACUCGACCACUUGAAGCCGACCAUCCAUCACAAAGUGGUCGUGUUCAUGGGCUCACCAGCAGAUCAGGAACAUUGCCAAAAAAUCGCUAAAGCUGCUCGUGAUCUGGGGCUGGACGUUGAUUUGCGUGUCACCUCCGCUCACAAGGCUACCGAAGAAACUCUUCGUAUUAUGCAACAAUAUGAGGACACCCAUGGAGCUCUGGUGUUCAUAGCUGUAGCUGGUCGGUCAAACGGACUGGGGCCAGUCUUGUCUGGAAACACCUCUUACCCAGUCAUUAACUGCCCACCUCCUUCAGACAAGCUAGUCCAGGACAUCUGGUCAUCACUGUCGGUUCCAUCCGGAUUAGGCUGCGCUACCGUAAUCUACCCAGACAGCGCUGCCCUCAUGGCUGCUCAAAUAAUCGGACUCCAAGACUACCUCGUCUGGGGAAGACUUCGCUCGAAACAGCUCGAUAUGGCCACUUCUCUGAGACAAGCUGACAAGCAAACGAAAAAAUUAUAAAUUAAAAACAAAUGUUUCCUAUUUUUACUAUAAAUAUUUUUAACAUUGUUUUGUAUACGUAACAGUACAGUAUUUUCAGAAUUAACUUUUAGAAAUUCAACUCGAAAAGUUUGUAAAGAUUUAAAAUGAGAUCACACCGCGGUAUGUUUUAUUUACUAGGUACGUUAUGCAUUUAAAAAUGUAUUCAUAAAACAUUCAGUUACAUUCCAAGAAUAAAGUUGUUUUUAUUAAUCAUUA